Messenger RNA from Thunnus maccoyii (southern bluefin tuna), 5982 nucleotides. RefSeq names its product zinc finger protein 106a (gene znf106a). NCBI's taxonomy places the organism in Eukaryota, Metazoa, Chordata, Actinopteri, Scombriformes, Scombridae. Gene Ontology annotation, cellular component: membrane; cytosol. The transcript has 23 exons. Bases 110 to 5272 code for a protein of 1720 amino acids. Gene Ontology annotation, molecular function: RNA binding; SH3 domain binding. The record is from RefSeq and is a predicted model, not a curated record.
CGAUGUUCUUGAACGCAGCCUCAGUUUGGGGGCGAGGAGGAUGCUGUUGUUAGCUUCAGCGGUGGAUGAGAAAAUGAAGUAGUCUCACACACACGGAUAUUAUAAAGUUAUGGGCGGAUUUCAACCUGCAGUCAAAAUGGCGAGAGACAGAAAGUGCAUCCUGUGUGAAACAGUCCACGUGUCCAAGCAGGAGAUGGAUGAGCACAUGAGAAGUAUGCUGCACCAUCGUGAACUGGAGAAGCUCAAAGGCCGGGACUGCGGACACGAGUGCAGAGUAUGCAAGGUAACCGUGGUGAGCCUGACCGAUUAUGCCAGCCACAUUUCCAGCCCCACGCACAAGCAGAAUGUCGAGGCCGCGGAACAAAAACCCGCCGGGCACGACCACGACGAGGACUACUUUGACCAGGCUUUGGUGGAGCUGAUCGAGAAGAGAAAAGAACAGCUUCGAAAAGAGAAGGAGGCUGCUGCUGCAAAACUUGCAAAAGAAGAGGAGGAACGAAGAAAAAAAGAGGAGUUUCAGAGGAGGCUGAAGGAAGCCAAGGAGCGUUUCCGGCUCCAGAGUGGCUGGCAGCAGCCUUCGCAGGUGUGCGUAGGAUCCAGUCAGCACAAUUCAUGGUACAGGAGCAACCGAUAUAGUGCCAGAGCAGGGGAUGCACGACCCUGGCAGAACAAUAAACAGGGAAAAAGCGCCACCUGGCAUGCUCAGGAGCCUCCUAACUUUCAGAAAUGGGCGUCGGGAGAGUUGCAUGGUGGAAGCUUGCACAACCAGGAGGGUUUGGGCAACAAACAGUGGCAUCAGGGUGUAUUAUCUGGCAGUCAGCAAAGUCGACUGCCCUGGCUCAGCAAUGCAGGUAGCAGUAAUGGGGUCUAUGGCAGAAACAAUAUUUCUCAGUACCCACAAAGGAACCGGCCUCUGAGCUUGUUGGGGCCUCCUCCCACGUAUCCAUCUCCACCAAGUUUCUUCACCACUGCUGUCAACCAGUUACAAAGUACAAGCAAUGACCGGGGAGAUCAGCAGGGCGAUGGGCUUCAGAACGGGGAGGAACAAAAUGCAGAAUGUGAUCACAACAGCGCUAAGAGCUCUAAGACCUUUGGUAGCAAUCCAAAGCUGGACAAAGCCUGUCGCUGGUCACCCUAUCCAGUCACAAAGGGUUUUGAUUCUGUACUCCAUAAAGACACUUUAUCAAACUCAUCAGAGAAGUAUCCCAAAGUUCCCAAACCCCAGAAACAGGAAAAAGCACCAGAAACCAGCGCCUUUAUCAGGCACUCUCGACCUGAACAGAAACCUGGGCAGUUGACCUCUAGUGGACAAAGUGUGGAAGAGAAAGGGAAGCUAAAAAAGAACCCCAAAAACAAGCCCAGAGAUAGGAGUAGCAGCGGCAGUAGAAGCGGCAGUGGUGUGAAAGACGGCCAACAGAACUCCUCAUCUGGUCCCUCCAAUCAGAAGGCAAAUAAACCAUUGCUGCAUGAAGAGAAGAAGCUUUCCCCAGUUCCUGGUCUCAACAGUGGAGCUCAACACAGUAAGGCCCCCUGUCAAGCGCAUCCACAAUCAAAGUCAACUACAAAGCACAGUGGAAUAAAGUCCCCUCCUAUUGGGCCACUGCAAUCAAGGCAAGAACGGCAGCUCCCAGAAACAUUGAAGAAAGCCAGAGAGAUUGUGCUGGAAAAGAGGGGCUCUUUGGAUAGCUCCAGUAACAACAAGCUGGAAAUGACUCGGCACGCUGUGGAGGAGCAGCUGAGGGAUCAUGCACAGAGUCAGGUCGGAGUGAAUAAAGAGAACAGCUGUAGGCAGAAUGCAGUUAAACAGACGUUACCUGACUCAAUCAGGCCCUCUCCUCAUGGAGAAGAGAAAGAGAAGCUUGCACUGUCGUCUUCAGACAGCAGCCAGUUUCUCCAGUCACUGCAAGUUAGCACCUCUACCGUGGAGAGCUCAGAAGCUGCCACCUCCAGCAGGGAGGACGAGGAGAACAGGAAGAGCUUGGAGAAGGAAACUUGCUCAGAGGCCCCAGGUGAGGCCAUGCAGGCUGUCGAAGCGGGGCAGGGCUCAGAGAGUGAUGCCUCCAGAAGUGACGAAGCACAAAUGGUCUCAGGGUCGAACGCAUCAAGUCUGUCGAAACUUGACCUGCCUCCUGUCUUAAAACGAGACCUGACCAAACACAUCAGCUCCAAGAGCAAAACAGGUGGCCACGAGCCCAAUCUGAACAUUGCCAGACGGGUCCGUAACUUGAGCGAGUCACGGAGAAGUGACACCGAGAAGGAUUCAGGGCUCAAACCGACUGUGCGACAGCUCAUCAGCUCCUCCGGGUCCCGACGCAAUGUGAACUGGGAACAGGUCUAUCAGGAGGUCAGGAAGAAGCAAGACAAAGGAAAAGGCAUGCCAAGGUUUGGGAUAGAGAUGGUGCCAUACGACCAGGAGGACCAGAGCCAGGAGGAAGAUGACAUUUCUCUGCUAGAGGGUUUCCAGUGGGAGUCACUCACAGACACUUCUGGCCCGGCUGCCUCUCGCAAACGCUCCUUAUCAGAGAGCAGCCUCGCGCCGGCAUCCGCUCACGCCUUGUUUCCAUCCCACAUGUCAAAGGAGACGGCACAAAGAGAAGGCCGCAGCCCAGAACAACAGGGAGCCUUGAUUUCUCCUAAAUCUUUAUUUGCCCAAGGGAAAGACAAUCAGCAAGAGGUGGAGCAGAUGCUUGGUCACUAUGUGUCCAAAGCGCAGAGGCAGCCAGAAAAAAUAACGUCGGGGACAGUGAAGACUCUCCAGAGAUCUGACUCAGUGCUUGGGGACAGCAGUUCGGGGACGGAGCAGUUGGACGGUCAGGGAACAGGGAAGAGGCGAAGAGCAGCUGCAGAUGUCCCAAGCCCAGAGACGUCUUGCUUGGAACACAAUAACAAAAGAAGGAAGAUCAAAUCCAAAAGAGAGCGUUUUCAUAUCGACCAGCUGCUGGCUGUGUCUCUGCGGGAGGAGGAGCUCAGUCGUUCCCUUCAGACCGUGGACACCAACCUGAUCCAGGCCCGGGCGGCACUGGAGGCCGCCUACAUGGAGGUGCAGCGACUCAUGGUGGUAAAACAACAGAUGACUGUAGAGAUGAGCACACUAAGAAACAAACGCAUCGACUUACUAAAGGGGAUGCAAGGUAGUUUAGAGGUAGCACCUCUGCUCAAACUAAAAGAAGAAAAGAUGGAUUCAGUGGAAGCUGAGCCAUACAUGCCCUCCUGCGUUACACUCUCCUCUGUUACGGACACUUCUGCCGCACUCAGUCCUACUCAGACUGCCCAGCGUGCCUCCCCUCCCUCCUCCAGUCUUCCCUUCAUGCCUGUAGUAAUCAAGCAGGAGCCCCAGUCUCCUGUCCGUGUCAGCUCAGAGCUGGACCACGUGGAAAACACAACUUACUGUGCUCACAGUACCACUCCGGAGCUGCCGGUCGCUCCUGUUUCAGCAUCUCCACCAGACCCCACCCUUGACUCGCAGCUAUCUCCUGAAAGAAACCCAGAGUGGUACCAAGCUAACAGAGAACAUGAACGAGAGAGCUUUGGAGAGUCUGUAGACUGCAAAGAAAGCUUGUCAGGAAUGUCUGAGACAACUGACAAAGCUUCACAGGCAACAACGAACUGUCUCACUUUGCAGGACUCCAAAACCUCCGUAAAGCUUCUCUCAGCCAGCAGGAGGGGCUCUGAGGUGGGAAGCCUUGCCGAGUGUUCAACCACACAGUCCUUUGAAACCCCCUCAGUGCUUUCAGUCCUGAAUAUGCCAGCCUCUCCCUCUGAACUGAGGAGCGGAAAGCGAGUAAGAAAGCUGAAGAAGAGGAAGGUGUUGAAGAAGGCUCAAGGGACGGAGCAGCCCGAAAGCAGCGACACCGAGGUGGACGCAGAAGCCUCCCGGCCGAGGUGGCCUCGACCGCGCAGGAGACCCAGUGGUGGCUCUCAGGUGGCCCCUGCUGAGCAGACAGUGACCGUUGAUUCAGAAGACAGCAUGGAGGUCACAGCGGUCUGUCAGCAGCCCCUCAUCCAGGUCCCAGACUCCUCCAGACCUGAGCCACAGAGCCUGGCCUGCAACGAAGUCACCUCCACCAGUGACAUGGAAGUGUGUAAAUCCUCUGAGAGUGACGCACCACUGCCAAAGAUAACAAAGGCCUCAUCAGUAUUUUUGCAUUUCCCAGAUGCAUCCUCUGACCACGGUGAAGAUGAUAUUCCCACUGAGGGAGUGUUCGAGGGCCACCAGGAGGCGGUGAACGCCAUGCAGAUCCACAAUGGGCUGCUGUACACGUGCUCAGGAGACCGCACCGUCAAAGCCUUCGACCUGGUGAGCCAUAAAUGUGUAGCUGUGUUUGAGGGUCACAGUUCUAAAGUGAGCUGCUUGUUUGUGUCCGCUGCUCCCUGCCUUCAUCACCGCCUUUAUUCUGGUUCCAGUGACCAGACCAUCCGCUGCUACAGUCUCAAGACACGAGAACUGGAGCAGCAGUUCUCUCUGUCAGACCGAGUCCUCUGCCUCCACAGCCGCUGGAAGAUUUUAUACGCUGGUCUGGCUAACGGCACCGUGGUGACCUUUAACCUCAAGACAAACAAGCAGAUGGACGUGUUUGAGUGCCACGGGCCGCGGGCCGUGAGCUGUCUCGCCUCAUCGCAGGAGGGAGCCAGGAGGAUCCUGCUGGUCGGCUCCUACGACAGCACCAUCAGCGUGAGAGACGCCAAGAACGGACUCCUGCUGCGCACGCUGGAGGGACACACCAAAACUGUGCUCUGCAUGAAGGUGGUCAAUGAUCUGGUAUUUAGCGGCUCCAGUGAUCAAUGCGUCCAUGCACACAACAUCCACACAGGAGAGCUGGUGCGGGUCUAUAAGGGCCACAGUCACGCCGUCACUGUGGUGGCCGUCCUGGGGAAGGUGAUGGUGACCGCCUGCCUCGACAAGCUGGUCCGAGUCUUUGAUCUGCAGUCCCAUGAGCAGCUGCAGGUCUACGGGGGACACAAGGACAUGGUGAUGUGUUUGGGCAUCCACAAGAACAUGAUCUACACAGGCUGUUACGAUGGCAGCGUGCAGGCCGUCAAGCUCAACCUGAUGCAGAACUAUCGCUGCUGGUGGAACGGCUGUUCGUUGGUGUUCGGGUUGAUGGAGCAUCUGCAGCAGCACCUGAUCAGCGACCACACCUGUGCCAACGUCCAGACGUUCAAGUGCCGCUGGAAAAACUGUGAAGAGUUUUUCUGUGCACGCAACAGCUCCAAGCAGGGGAUGCUCAUGCACAUGCAGAAACAUGCUGAGGAGACUGAACUGGAGCCUUAAGGCCGGUGGGAACGUCGUUUCCCCGUCGAACUCUUCCCCCUUUCUUGUUACCUUUCCCCCCCUGUUAACCUCCCAUAUUGGGGGGGAUCUUUUUGGGACCCACUUAACUUAGCAGAGCUCCUGUCGAGCCUGAUGAGUGGCGUCUGACGACUCCAUCCUUUAUGUUCGGUGUUGGAAUCCAACCAUAUUACAAUCACGAAAGGAGGGUUGGUUGUGCUGUUGUUGUUUUUUUACGUUCUACAAACAGGCCUUCCUCUCUUUCUGUCUGACCAUGAACAUUGCAGUUCCUCUUUUCACUGACCAAAAUAAGACAAAGAUACACGUGACUUUUGUUAAUUGAAGAAACUUCAGUGUUGCCGGGAUCAGAGGGAACGUUAUGCUUUCUGUUGAAACUGCAAGUCAAACCAAUAAUCUUUUUCCAGGUUGGUUGGCUACAAUAUGGCAUGGGUUAAAGAGAUGUUUUUAUUGUUGUUGUGCAGUUGUGACGUGUCUUGUUGAGCAACCUUUAGUUCUUUUUUUCUUUUUUUCUUUUAUGAAGUUGACAUAAUUCGUUCGAUCAUUCAUAACGAGUGAUUGAAAGUGUUUGUGGAAAUUCACGGUGUAGUCUCUCAGGCUGUGAAUAAGUCAGCAGUAGUGAUUAUUUGUUUUUAAGAGUUUCACUGUGGUGAGAAAAUUUAUUUGUUUUUUUGGUUUGGUUUUUAUUUUAUUUU